AUGCCAAGACUAUAUACUAGGAAGACUGAAAAAGCAAAAUGGACAGCAGAACAAUUACAAGCGGCUAUACUUGCCAUUAACUCAGGUCGGAAAAUUCGUGAUGUUGGUCGAACUUUUGGUAUUGCAGAAUCAACACUUCGAGGUAGACUUAAAAAUCAAAAUUAUGGUAAACCUAAACUUGGUAGAAAACCAACAUUUUCUUAUGAGGUUGAAAAAGAAUUGACGAAACAUGUAUUAAAACUGUCUAAAUACUUGUAUGGUUUAACACCAACUGAAUUAAGACGACUUGCUUAUGGAUAUGUUGUUGAAAAUAGCAUUGAACACAGAUUUUGCAGCUUAACAAAAUCAGCUGGAUAUGACUGGCUAGAACUAUUUCUAAAAAGAAAUCCCGAAAUAAGUUUACGCACUCCAGAAGGUACCAGUUUAAACAGAGUUUCAUCAUUAAAUGAAACUAAUGUACGAUUAUUUUAUAAAAACCUAGAGGAAACAAUGGACAAGUUCAAACUGAAUGAUAAAUGUACUAGAAUUUUUAAUGUUGACGAAACGGGAAUUACAACUGUUCAAAAACCAUAA
Macrosiphum euphorbiae (potato aphid) is the source of this 573-nucleotide messenger RNA. Lineage: Eukaryota; Metazoa; Arthropoda; Insecta; Hemiptera; Aphididae. The record is from the annotation of a GenBank genome assembly.